Trematomus bernacchii (emerald rockcod) is the source of this 4617-nucleotide messenger RNA. RefSeq names its product ArfGAP with GTPase domain, ankyrin repeat and PH domain 2 (gene agap2). Gene Ontology annotation, cellular component: nucleus. Gene Ontology annotation, molecular function: protein binding; GTP binding; GTPase activity. Lineage: Eukaryota; Metazoa; Chordata; Actinopteri; Perciformes; Nototheniidae. The record is from RefSeq and is a predicted model, not a curated record.
GUUGAUGUCGCUCUGUCUGGUUUCAUUCAUCUACUGUGUGUCCACUGAAGCCUGAACACAUGAGCGGAGGCGGCGCCCUGCAGCAACGCACCACCUACCUCAUCUCCCUCACCCUGGUCAAGGUAGAGGCUGUGGAGGAGAAUGGAGGGGAGGAGGCCAAAAACAGCAACCAGGGGAAGGAGGUGGUGGAGGCCGGGCCUGGAGGAAGGGAAGGAGAAGAGGCCGGGGCCGGAGUGGAGGCUAAAGGUGAAGCACGGGCUGAGAAUGGAGCUGGACAACCGCCAAAAGCUGUAGAUGAUGUGAAAGAUGACAAGUUAUUGGAUGAACUUAAAGAUGGAGAUAAAAAGCCCCUCAGCCCCCUGAAGGAUAAACCUCCACCAACUGUGGACGUCCCAAGCAAAGGGAGUGAAAAGCCCCCGUGCAACCUCUCCAUCCCCUUACCUGCGGAGAGGGCAACGCUUCAGAAGACAACGUCUGCCGAGACUGACCUAACAAGAGUCCAGAAAACACCUUCAACUCCUGAGGCGAAGCAAUGCAGGUCACCAUCACUGACCCCAACGCCUCCAACAGAGAUGGUGGAGCCGACUCGCACCCCGACCAGGACCAGCCUCCCCAUCCGCCCGUUGGGGCAGCGUCCUGUGAGUCUGCUGAAGUCUCACAGCAACGUGGCCACCCGGGGUCGCGACUCCAGGGACGGAAGAGAGCGAAGCCCUACCUCGGCUCAGAGCCUGGACAGAAAGGACUGCCGGAUGCCCACGCGCUCUCCGGUCCCCUGCAGGGCCUCGUGGGCCGAGGCCAGCAGGCCCGACGCAUGGAGGAUGGACGAAGCUCAAGCAGGAAUGCCUCUGGAGAUCGGAGGUAGCAUGGUUGCGGUGAUGAGAGACCAACCCAGAAAGGACAGGCUAAAGACGGGGUCGGCCUCCCUACCUGGGCCUCCGAACCAGACCACCAAGCCGGGACGCAAAGGUAAAAGCCGCACGCUGGACAACAGCGACCUGAACAGCCUGUCUGAAGACCUGGGGUUAGCCAGGGAGAACCAGCAGGCCCAGCAGGGGCAGCGAGGCUCCGCUAAAGACAGGAAGAUGCUCAAGUUCAUCAGCGGGAUCUUCACAAAGAGCAGCUCGGGGGCGGCGGGGUCUUCCUCCACAGCGCCGCCGGUCUACAUACAGAGAGACUCCAGUGAGGAAGAAGUAAAUAUUGCCAACAGCCAGGAGUGGAGCCUGAGCAGAACCAUCCCCGAGCUCAGACUGGGCAUUCUGGGAAGUCUAAAAAGCGGCAAGUCAGCGCUUGUGAACAAAUACAUCACAGGCAGUUAUGUUGCACUGGAGAAGACUGAGGGUGGCAGGUAUAAGAAGGAAGUACUGGUGGACGGACAGAGUCAUUUACUGCUGAUCCGAGAAGAAGCUGGACCUCCUGAUGCACAGUUCAGCAGCUGGGUGGACGCAGUGAUCCUGGUCUUCAGUCUGGAGAACGAGAGCAGCUUCCAGGAGCUCUACCAGCUCUACAGCCAGCUGAGCGCACACCGCAGCGACGUCCCCGUGAUAGUGGUCGGCACACAAGAUAAAAUCAGUAGCACCAACCCUCGUGUGAUUGAGAACCAGAGAGCCAGACAGCUGUGUAUCGAUGUGCGUCACUCGCUGUUUUACGAGACCUGCGCCACCUACGGGUUCAACGUGGACCGAGUGUUUUCAGAGGCUGCACAGAAGAUAGUCGCUCAGAAGAAGCUGGCGGCGCUGCAGGCCUGCAAGUCUCUGCCCAACUCCCCCAGCCACUCAGGGGGCUCCACCCCGGGGUCCGCAUCCUUCCCGAGCCAGGCCAGUAAUGGCUCGACUUGUGGCUACGCCCACUCCCUCCCCUCCACCCCCGUGAUCGCUCACAGAGAUCUGCGGGUGGCUCAGGGAGAGGGGGGGGUAGGAGGAAGUGUCAACUCACGCUCGCUGAAGAGCAUCCCCCGCCGGCCCUCCCUCUUCAAGAACCGGGACUCAGAUAAGAAGUCUGGUGAUGGUAAAGGAGAUCAGAGCAACACGAGAGGCGUCCCUAUCAAACAGAGCAUCCUAUGGAAGAGAAGCGGCAGCUCUCUGAAUAAGGAGUGGAAGAAGAAAUACGUCACGCUGUCCAACAACGGCCCGCUGUCCUACCACUCCAGCUCCAGUGACUACACGCAGAACACCCAUGGAAAGGAGAUCGACCUCCUGCGGGUGACGGUUAAAGUUCCCGGUAAACGUCCCCCGAGAGCGGUGGCUCCUGCGGCCCCCCCCCCGCCCGGCGCUGGACCCGGAGUCAACGGGCUGAGCAAGGAGCCCACCGCCGCCGAGACCACCAGUACAGUUCCUCAGUUGUGUCCGUCCACUCUGUCUGUGGUAGAGGAUCGCUCUGGGGGUCUGUCGUCUAAAAGUGGAGACCGAGGACUUCAGCGCUGCUCCUCCUCACUAUCCACCAAAGCACAGAGUGUUGACGCCAUUGAAGGAGCUGCCGGUCCAUUUGCUGGAAAAGACCCCGGACAGUCAUCGCCCAUGAGCGACAGGAAGAAGAACCGGAGGAAGAAGAGCAUGAAUCAGAAAGGAGACGCAGCCGUCGGGCAGGCGGAAGCCAAACGCAAAAUGUGGAAAUUAAAGAGCUUUGGUAGCUUGAGAAACAUUAAUAAGACAGAUGAAGAGAACGCAGACUUCAUCAUCGUGUCGUUCACGGGGCAGACGUGGCACUUCGAGGCUCAGAGUCUGGAGGACCGAGACUCGUGGGUGUCGGCCAUCGAGAGCCAGAUCCUGGCCAGCCUGCAGUCCUGUGAGAGCGGCAGAAACAAGGCUCGGAGGAGCAGCCAGAGUGAAGCUGUCGCGCUGCAGGCCAUCCGCAACGCCAAGGGCAACAGUCAGUGUGUCGACUGUGAGGCAGCGAACCCCACCUGGGCCAGUCUGAACCUCGGCGCUCUGAUCUGCAUCGAGUGCUCGGGGGUCCACCGUAACCUCGGCACUCAGCUGUCCCGCGUGCGCUCCCUGGACCUGGACGACUGGCCCGGCGAGCUCACGCAGGUCCUGGCCGCCAUCGGGAACCACAUGGCUAACAACAUCUGGGAGAGCUGCACCCAGGGCCGGGUCAAACCCACGCCCACUGCGACACGGGAGGAAAGAGAGUCGUGGAUUCGUGCAAAGUACGAGCAGCGGUUGUUUGUCCCUCCCCAGGGGCCCCAGCACCCUGACGGAGGCAUGCCGGCCUGGCUCCUCUCCGCGGUGACGGAGAGAGAUCUGCCCCGGCUGCUGAUCCUCCUCGCCCACAGCUCCAAGGAGCAGAUCAACGCUCAGCUGAGCGACGCAGCGCCUCACUCCGCGCUGCACGCCGCCUGCCAGCUGGGAGACGUGGUCAUGACCCAGCUGCUCAUCUGGUAUGGAAUCGAUGUCAAGGCGAAAGAUAACCACGGCCAGACGGCGAUGAAGCUGGCCACGAAGAACGGGAGCAAAGGAUGCAUCGAUAUCUUGCUCCAGCACGGCUGCCCCAGCGACACGUCGCCCUCCACUGCCACGCCCGUCCUCUCCCGCCGCUCCAGCACCGCCAGCCUGGGCCGCACCAGCUCCAGGAAACGGGUCUCGUAGCGCGGAGGAGGAGCUGGACACGACUGCAGGACGCUCAGUGUUUUAGGGAACCUUUCAAAAAAAAAAACAUGGAUACUUGACAGGACUUCACCGUAGUACUAAGCAUUCAAAAAGUAGUUUCUGAAGACUGAACAACAUAUCAAACAACUUUAAAAGCAAUAUUCAUUCGAUUUGUUGAUGACUUAUGUUGCUGAAAUACUGUGUUGUCGUUGACCUCAUUUCAAAAUGACUCAAGUAGAAACUUUGUAGCUGUAACUGUAGAGCAGGAGAACUGCUUGUUUCACUUCCUCCAGAAGAAGUGCAAUAAUCCAACGAUGAAAAGCAACAAGUUUGAGAGGUGUCGGAUGACUGUCGAGGGUGCUGCUUUUAUUCCAAUUUGUUGUGACUGGACCAAAACAGCUCUUAUUUUCUUUCGCUUUACAAAUACAGUUUGUCAUGUUGUUAGAUAUGUGUGCCUGUUGCAGCAGUUUAAAGGCUGGUUUGGCCAAUAUAAACCGGUUUUCAGUGACGAAUCAGCUGAAAUACUCCUGCUUAGACUAGAAAAAUGAAUGGUUUGGAAUAAGAAAUAUGUCAGUGUUACUCUCACAGGUCAAAGAUAUGGCGUUUUAUUAUACUGUAAAUGUAUCUAUACUACAUACUUAAUGUUCUCUCUGUAACGAAGACACAACUGAAAAAUCAAAGACUCAAUUUUGUAAAUGAUUUCUACUGGUAGUUUUGAAAAUAUGUCAAGUUUGUUUUAUCAUUGUCUAUGUUAUGAUUUCUUACUAUCCUACAUGUCAUAAAAGCAUAAUCCAGUAAACAAAAUGCUUUUUCAUAAUGUGAACAUGUGGGUAUUUCAUUUGGGAUGGCCAGGCGGCAAAGAGACUUUGUUCACGUUCACGUUACUGUUGUGUAGGUCGAUCCCAUGAGUUUACAGUGAAGUAUGAAGAGUUGCAGGUGUCAUCAGUUUCUGACACUUUGUGGGUGGUGUGAGUCUCUCAUGAGCUAAAGAAAUGGUUACUGGGAUAAAAUAAACUUUUUUUAAUUAGCAUUA